AGUUAGAGUGACCAAGUUUUAUCAUACGUGAAAAAAUAUGACAAUCUACUCCUUUGUUUAUCAAUUUGCAAGGUGGAAAUUGUCGGAACAAGUGUAUCUAUAAAACAUGAGUUUCAAAGCCAUUUACGUCACAGUGGGCACUACCAGAUUCGACGAACUUGUUGAAGAAGUUGUAUCCGCUCAAGUUUUGAGAACUCUACAGCAGCGAGGAUGUCGAAACUUAAUCAUACAGUACGGUCAUGGUAGGCCAGUGCAAAAUACCGACAACAUUCGUAAAGCAUAUGGAAUUUAUAUUGAACAAUACGACUUCAAGCUCGAAACUCCAAGAACUGAUAUUCUGAAUGCCGACUUGAUAAUAGGCCACGCGGGAGCUGGAACUUGCAUGGAUAUACUUAAUCACGCACGACCUGGUAUUAUAGUGAUUAACGAUAGACUAAUGGACAAUCAUCAAAAAGAACUAGCAGAACAGCUAAGCGAAGAAGGAUACUUAUUUUAUUGCAGAGUACAGGGACUUGCUAAAACCAUAGAACAAGCCGAUGAAACUAAGUUAAAACCAUAUGAAAAUAGCAAUAAUAUGCACACCUUUGUCAGGUACUUAAAUGAGAUGAUGACAGCGUAGUUUGUUAGUACUUGUCAUGAAGUAUAAGUAUAAAAUUAGAUUAGAAUUGGUGUUUAUAUGAUUUUUAUUAUUGAUAAAUGUGAAACACGAAAAAUAUGUUUAGUUUCCAAAGACUACAAUAAAAUUACAAAAUGAUAAAAAGCA
Rhagoletis pomonella (apple maggot) is the source of this 763-nucleotide messenger RNA. RefSeq names its product UDP-N-acetylglucosamine transferase subunit ALG13 homolog (gene Alg13). NCBI's taxonomy places the organism in Eukaryota, Metazoa, Arthropoda, Insecta, Diptera, Tephritidae. The transcript has a single exon. Bases 107 to 619 code for a protein of 170 amino acids. Gene Ontology annotation, biological process: dolichol-linked oligosaccharide biosynthetic process. The record is from RefSeq and is a predicted model, not a curated record. Gene Ontology annotation, molecular function: hexosyltransferase activity.